AAGAAGAAACCAUGAAGUGGCUUCUGCUUCUGGGCUUGGUAGCACUCUCCUAUUGCAAGGUGACCAAAGUACCCCUGAAGAAGGUGAAAUCCUUGAGGCAAAACCUGAAAGAACAUGGGCUGCUGGAAGAAUUCCUGGCGAAACAUCCUUACAACUUGGGCUCAAAGUACUUCCCUGAACUAGCUGGCGCGUAUGAUGCUGAGCCCUUGCAAAAUUACAUGGAUCUUGAGUACAUAGGUACCAUCUCCAUUGGUACUCCACAACAGGAAUUCGUAGUCCUCUUUGAUACUGGCUCUUCCAACUUGUGGGUCCCUUCUGUGUACUGCUCCAGUGAAGCCUGCUCGAACCACCGCCGCUUCAAUCCUCAACAGUCCUCCACCUACCAGGCCACAAGCCAGAGUGUCUCCAUCACUUAUGGCACUGGGAGCAUGACUGGAAUCCUAGGCUAUGACACCGUCCAGGUUGGAACUAUUCAGGUCACCAACCAGAUCUUUGGCCUAAGUGAGACUGAGCCCGGCACCUUCCUUUAUUAUUCUCCCUUCGAUGGCAUCCUGGGUUUGGCUUUUCCCAGCAUUGCCUCCUCUGGUGCAACUCCUGUCUUUGACAACAUGAUGAGUGAGGGCUUGGUGUCUCAGGAUCUCUUUUCUGUCUACCUGAGCAGCAAUGACCAGAGUGGGAGCUUUGUCAUGUUUGGCGGUUACGACUCCAGCUAUGCUGGGAACCUCAACUGGGUGCCUCUCUCUGCCGAGUCCUACUGGCAGAUCACUGUGGACAGCAUCACGAUGAACGGCCAGAGUAUUGCUUGCUCCGGCGGCUGCGAAGCUAUUGUUGAUACUGGCACCUCCAUGUUGGCUGGUCCCCCCAGCUGUAUCGCCAAUAUUCAGAACAGCAUUGGUGCCAGCCAGGCCUCCAAUGGCGAGUAUAUGAUCAGCUGCAGUGCCAUGAAUAGCCUGCCUGACAUUAUCUUCACCAUCAAUGGCAUUGAGUUCCCUCUGCCUGCCAGUGCCUACGUUAUCCAGGGCCAAAGCUACUGCACAACUGGCUUUGAGGGCAUCGACAUCCCCACUCAGUCUGGAGAGCUCUGGAUCCUUGGAGAUGUCUUCAUCCGUCAGUACUAUGUUGUCUUUGACAGAGCAAACAACCAAGUCGGCAUGGCAUCCUUGGCAUGAACGUA
Messenger RNA from Elgaria multicarinata webbii, 1174 nucleotides. RefSeq names its product pepsin A-like. NCBI's taxonomy places the organism in Eukaryota, Metazoa, Chordata, Lepidosauria, Squamata, Anguidae. Gene Ontology annotation, biological process: proteolysis. The coding region runs from base 12 to 1169 and encodes 385 amino acids. Gene Ontology annotation, molecular function: aspartic-type endopeptidase activity. The transcript is spliced from 9 exons. The record is from RefSeq and is a predicted model, not a curated record.